Molecule: messenger RNA, 2215 nt
Organism: Schizosaccharomyces japonicus yFS275
Lineage: Eukaryota; Fungi; Ascomycota; Schizosaccharomycetes; Schizosaccharomycetales; Schizosaccharomycetaceae
Product: glucan 1,3-beta-glucosidase
Exons: 1
Coding region: 535-1746 (403 amino acids)
Biological process (GO): polysaccharide catabolic process; carbohydrate metabolic process
Cellular component (GO): extracellular region
Molecular function (GO): hydrolase activity, hydrolyzing O-glycosyl compounds
Source: RefSeq, a predicted model, not a curated record
CGACGCUCCCUGCUUCCGCACCCUUGGUCCUUUGUUUCUCUGCCUUCAUAUCCUACGUGGGGUUUCUUUCCUUUCUACUUCGUGCUGUCCACACGUCGAUUCCCCUAUUGAGGCUGCAAAUUUUGCAUCUGUUCUUGCUAUUUAAUUCAUAUCUAGCUGCUGCUUGGUGUUGACGGCAUCUCAGCUGUUUUUCUAUCCGUCUCGCUCUCUUGUGCUCGUGUUUUCUCGCGAUUUCCAGUCGACGCGUCUCAUUCUUAUAGACGUACCGUUCCUUUGUAAAGACAAUUGCACAGACGGACCUUUUUUCCUGUGGAAACUGUCGUAUUCCUCGUAAACCGUCUUUUUUCAUUUACAUAUCAAAGAACCGGUUCAUUCCUUAUUUCUCGCGCUACAGCAAAGUUUAACGAGAAAAACACGUACGGUUCAUUUCUCAUCAUUCAAUUGCAUCAGCUACAACGCUCAAUUGUCUGUUAAUAUCGUUCUUUUGACGGUAUCCCCUUCAUUUGCGCAUUUCUUCGAAUAAGCUUUUUCGCUAUGUUUCGCGUUCUUUUUGCUCUCCUGCUUGCUACGGCUUCGCACGCAUUAACUAUCGGCCGUCGUGGCUUCGACUACUCCUCUGACAAGGUUCGUGGAGUCAAUCUUGGCGGCUGGCUUGUCCUCGAAUCCUGGAUCACACCUUCGCUCUUUUCGGACACUUCUGUUUCAGAUGAAUGGUCAUUGUGUGAGACUUUGGGUCAAACUGCAGCUGCUGAGCGUUUGACCAACCACUACAACACUUUUAUCAACGAGUCUGACUUUUCCAAAAUCGCGGGAUAUGGUUUUAACGCCGUUCGCAUUCCCAUCGGCUACUGGGCUUUUAACGUGUCGGAUGGAGAACCGUUUGUACAAGGACAAGAGGCUUAUUUAGACUCGGCUAUCUCGUGGGCCAACAAUGCUGGAUUGAAGGUUUGGAUUGAUCUCCAUGGUGCUCCUGGAAGUCAAAACGGUUUUGACAAUUCUGGAAAGAAGGGUGACAUUGGUUUCCAAAAGGGCAACACCGUUGACCGCACAGUGGAAAUCCUCGAAUACAUCAUCAAAAAGUACACGGGUUCGGACUAUGUGGAUACUGUGAUUGGUAUCGAGACUCUUAACGAGCCUUUGGCUUCUGACCUUGAUCUUGAUGGUUUGAAGGAGUUUAACGCUGCUGUUUACUCCAAACUUUACUCAACUUAUUCCAACGUGGCCACCGUCUUUCACGAUGGCUAUAUUAGCAUGUCUAAUUGGAACGACGGUAUGGUGGAUCCCUCUUCUUCGGGUAUUGUGAUGGAUACCCAUCAGUACUUUGUUUUCUCCAGCAAUGAUUGCAACGAGACAUUUGAAAACGAGUUGAGCAGUGUUUGCACAGCUGGAAAUGAGAUUGCUAGCUCACCCUUCAAAGUCGUUGUUGGCGAAUGGUCUGCCGCAAUUAACUUUUGCACUUCUUGGCUUACAAACAUGUGCACCGGUAGCGGUUAUGAUAAUGUCACUGAGGACAGCACUUACAUUACCAAGUGUCAAAAUGACAUUGCCAGUUGGUCUGGUCAAUUCAAGAGCAUGCUUCGUCGAUUUGUUGAGGUUCAGAUGGAUGAAUAUGAACGUGGUGCCGGUUGGAUCUUUUGGACAUACAAAACCGAGUCGCCUAGCCCACUUUGGGAUGUUCGUUUGCUUAUUGACUACGGCGUCUUCCCUCAACCUUUGUCGGACCGCCGCUUCAGCUCGGUUUGCUAAGCUAUGCUCUACUGUUCAUUUAUUGGAGAGUCACUUCAAGUGACUGUUCGCCCAUUGUUAUCUAUCCUCUAUAUUCGUUUUUCAUGUUUUCAUUUCGUUACCUAAAUACUGUUUUCAGAGACUGGCUCUGUUUCUUCGGACUGAAGAGGUUUUCCUGGUAUCGCUGGUUCCCCUCCUUUCCGUUCGCAUAUGUGCUCUGCAUUAUACUUGCAUUCCGUCUGGCUACGUGAAUGCACUCCACUUUAUUACCUUUUUCCUCUUUCCAAUACUGUUCUCUUUCCGAUUUCAUUGCAUGUUUACAGACUUGAAUGGACCUUCCCGAGUGCUGGUGUGCAUUGUGAACCAGCUAUUUGUUUUUUUUUUCUUUUGUACUUAUUGUCGUAGAUAGUUUUUUCCUUAUAAAUGUAAAUUGAGUAUACUGAAAGUGUUGAUGGAAGUGGAAUGGGUACAUUUAUAUUUCCAAGUGGUU